GGCGGAAGUGGCUAGUCGCGCGGGAGGUCGCGCCGGGAAGGCGAGUCCCGUUCCACGCCCCUCUGGAUUGUUGAAAAGGUGUGAAUCCAGCGAUCAGUGAUGGGUAUUCAGGGUCCGGCUUCUGACUGUGGCUUUCGUUUCCUCUCUGGAUGCAGUACUGCCUGAAGCGGCUCUGCAAUCAUGGUGUCAGUCCUACCCACAGAAGAGGGCAACGUGGCAGUGGUGGUGCGGGUACGGCCCCAGACUCAGCAGGAGCAGGAAGGGAGUCGACACGCUGUGGUGCAGGUGAUCGAUGACCGCAUGUUGGUGUUUGACCCUGAGGAACCCUGUCUAUCGGGAGUUUUUACAGGCUUCCGGGGCCACGAUGCCCCCAGGCGGAAGGGCAAGGAUCUGAAGUUUGUGUUUGACCAAGUGUUUGGUGAGAGUGCUACACAGGAGGAAGUAUUCCAGCACACAACUAAGGAGAUCCUGGAUGGGGUGCUGAAUGGCUACAACUGCUCUGUGUUCGCCUAUGGUGCAACAGGUGCAGGAAAAACCUACACCAUGCUGGGCUCUGAGAAGAGUCCAGGCAUCAUGUACCUCACCAUGGUGGAGCUUUAUAAGAGGAUUGAGGCAAGGAAGGAGGAGAAAAGCUGCGAGGUGCUCAUCUCCUACCAGGAGGUGUACAAUGAGCAGAUUCAUGAUCUCCUGGAGCCGAAGGGCCCUCUAGCAAUCAGGGAGGACCCAGAGAAAGGGGUAGUGGUACAGGGACUCUCCUUCCAUCAGCCAAAAUCAGCAGAGCAGCUCCUGGAGAUGCUAGCGAGUGGGAACAGAAACCGCACACAGCACCCCACAGACGCCAAUGCUACUUCCUCACGCUCACACGCGGUCUUCCAGAUCUAUGUGAAGCAGCAGGACCGUGUCGUUGGCAUCACUCAGGACCUGCAGGUGGCCAAGAUGAGCCUGAUUGACCUGGCAGGCUCGGAGCGAGCCUCAACCACCAACACAAAGGGAGAGCGGCUCCGAGAGGGUGCCAACAUCAACCGUUCACUGCUGGCCCUGAUCAAUGUCAUCAACGCCCUGGCUGAUGCAAAGAGCAGGAAGUCCCACAUCCCGUACAGGGACAGUAAGCUCACACGCCUGCUGAAGGACUCUCUUGGGGGCAACUGCCGGACCAUCAUGAUUGCUGCCAUCAGCCCAUCUGCACUCGCCUAUGAGGACACCUACAACACGCUCAAGUAUGCCAAUCGGGCCAAGGAGAUCAAACUGUCGCUGAAGAGUAACGUGCUCAGCCUGGACUGCCACAUCACGAAGUACGCAGCUAUCUGUGAGCAGCUGAAAGCAGAGGUGGCAACUCUGCGAGAGAAGCUCCAAGCUUACGAGGGAAACACCCAGGAUCCAGACCACCAGGUUCCAGCUCCUCAGGCACAGUCUACCCCUUGGCAGGUGGAGCUGCUCAGGUCAGCAGAGGCUGCACAGGAGGUGUCUCCAGAUCAUGAAGUCCCUGAUAAGGGGAACCAGGAAAUGGUGAUACAGCAGCAGGAGCGGAAAGUGAGACCCCCCUUUCAGCAACAGGACCUGGGAGCAGUGGAACAGACGCCAGAGAAGGAACUUCAUGACUAUGCCACAGAUCUUCAGCAGAAAACCAAUAAACCAAGCUCUCUGCUACAGGGACUGCCCCGGGAUCAGACCCAGAGGCUGGUCCUUGCUGUCCUGCAUGUGGCACAAAGGCAGUACUUUCUGCUGAAGGCUGCCAACCUCCUAACCCCUGACAUGGUCUCAGAGUUUGAGGAACUGGAAUACCUGGUGCAAAGAGAAACCAGUAGGAGUCAAGAGCCAGCUGGGACUCUGGGUGGAGCCGAGGUGACCAGUGAAAGCAUCCCAGCCCCAGAGGAGCAGCAGCACUCGGAUAACGUUGUGCCAUUGGCCACCAGGCUGCAGGGUGCGCCUGCCACAGAGCGUGCUGCCCCGAUGACGAGGGCUGUGACGCGGUCCUUGCAGGAGCUUGUGUUGGUCCCUAGUCCCUCAGCCAAGACUCCCAGCCUGCCAACGAAGAAGAGGAGGAGGUCGGAAAUGAGCAGCCCAUCCAAAACAGGAACUCCUGCCACGCCAAAACUGCAGGCGAAGCGCCAGCGGAAAUCCUCCCUUCCUGGCCGGCGAAGGCGAAGGGGCUCCGCAAAUGAACCAGCUGCUCCUCCAGUGACAAUCAGUCACAGCACCCCCAUUAUAAAGGAAGCUAAACCUGCUCAACUAGUGCCUUAUUGCACCCCAAAACCCUGCCCAACAACAGUCACCAAAAGUCGGGUGCCCCUGACAACAUCUGCUGCCCAAAACUGUUGCACUCCAGCUACGCUGACCAUCCGAGACCUGAAUCUAACCUUUGACCUUGCUGAGGACAGCUGUUCAUCUGGUGUGGACAAUCCUGUGAAAUUCAGUGCCCCCGAGUUCCCUGGCUGGGAGAACGUCCAGUGCGUCUUUAAAAAGCCCGAAGGUUCCUUCAUGCCCAGAGCCUCCGUGCCCGUGUUCACCAUGAAGGGCUCCUCCAUCCCACCUGGCAGCAUCCCGAAGCCAUCCUCGUUGGUCUCUAAAGCAAUGGGACAGAAGAGAAGGCGUUCUGUGAGCACUGCCUCCCGCUCGCUGGGUGGACGGCAGAGCCAGAGCCGAAUUGCCAGGCUCCGGAGCAGCACUGUGAAGUCCUUGCAGACCCCAAGUAUCCCAGAGCGUCCUUCCUGCACUCUGGCCAAGAGGAGCAGAGCAGAUCUAGAAGUAGUUGGUGGAAAAAUGCUGGCUGCACCCAGAUCCCAAGCCAUGAAGCUUUUCUGCUGAAAUGUCCUUGGACCCCAGGGUCAUCAACGCAGGGGCCACUUGGCUGUUUUAGUUUAGCUCUGCCUGCCAGACCAGGCCUGCGACAAGGCCAGCAUGCCUGGAGCAUGGACAUCUUCCCCCUCUCCUCAUGUACAGACUGGGCUCGCACCUCCCUUCUGUGGCAGUGUUCCCUGAGCUGCCACUCCCUGGGCGUUUGGGCAGCACUCCCAUCAGUGCCAGCUGUUCAGUACAGUCUCCUCAGGCCUUUCCUGAUCCUGCUGCCUCCCUUGGCAGUGUAGCAACGAGAGGAGGACGCGUGUCUCCUCGCCCUUUCCCCCUCUGCAGGGUGGCAGUAUCCUGCUCCUCAUCUCAGCAUUGGAAGGAAGAGACCGGAAUGGGGUGUUCUGCCAGCAGAUCCCCUCUGCAGAUCCUAGUAGUGUCCAAAAGCUCCUCGUGGGUGUCUGGCACUGGAGCCGUGCAGCACCCCGGCAUCCCCAGCUCCUGAGCGGAGCAGCAGUGGCAGAGCACUGCAGGGCUGUGGGCAGACUGCUGCACCUCCACCCACCCCAGAGCAAAGCGUCCUUGACCCCUCCUGCUCCGGCACUGCCCAGAAACUCUUCUCCUCUGGGGCCAGAGUCUGAUCUCCGUUACACCAGUGACUUCGCUGGAGUUGCUCGGCAUUCACAGUGCGCCUGGCUUGGUUUUCCCAAUGGAAACUGGCUGGGGCUGGGUUCUGAGCUGGGCUUCGGGGGGUCUCCUGAGCAGCACACAUGGGCUGUGUAACGCUCCUCCAGGCAGAGAGAGCCCUGUAUUUUAUACCAGAUGGAUUAUCGCUGUUCUGUCUUUAGCUCCUGUGUAAACUCCUCUUCGGUGUCUGGUGCUAACAGAUGGCUGCAGCACGUCCCUUUUUAAUCAAACUCUGAGGUGUGAUACUUCUCACUUCCCUCCCAGCCAGAGCCUGGCGUGGAGCUGCUUGGGGAUGGGCCCUGCUCCGGCUCCCUCAAUGGCCAGUGAUUUGGAUGUCCAAUGAGCAUGUCCCCCAUGGCCCAGGCUCUCUGAAAAUCUCAGCCAAGGCCUCUCCCCGCCCCCGUCUUCUGUUCAGUGCUGCACCAGCUGGGAGUUUUCCAGUGCCCCUGAGGGCAAACAGGGUGAAACCCCAGGUAACGGCUUGAGCUAGAGAGAAAAUAGUGGGUGUGAGCGGCCACGCCUCCUGCUAACCCUAAGCAGGGCCUGGGUGUGAACUGCAGUGGGAAAUGUCCCAACCUCUCCGUUCUGCUGGAGCCUCCUCUGGUGCCCCCUCCAGCGACCGUUCGUUUCAGGCCAGUUCCAGCCAUUGGUUUGCAUCAUUCCAUAACUAGUGCUUGGCACUGCCUCUGCCCAGGGGAGGGGAAAGAGUCUCACUAGCGACCCCCUGACGUCACCUCUUCUCUGCCCCCCAGAACCCAGCUCACAUCACCUUCCUCAGUGCAGUCAAACUGCCUCCCAGACAGCUCUGCAUGGACCUUUGUGGGGCCCCAAUUUUCUUUUCCUUCUAAUACUUACGUGCUGGCAGAGGGGCUUUGAGGCUGUGUCUUCAUUGCAAUAAAACACCCGGGGCAGGCCUGCGUCAGGGGCUGUACAAUUGCACUGUAGACCUUUGGGCUCAGGCCGGAGUCUGGACACUGGGACCCCACAAAGGGGGUGAGGGACCGACUUGAAGAAGAGCUCGGUGGAACUCAAAAGCUUGUUUCUCUCGCUAACAGAAAGUUGGUCCAAUAAAAAAUAUUCCCUCCCCCA
Chrysemys picta bellii (western painted turtle) is the source of this 4560-nucleotide messenger RNA. RefSeq names its product kinesin family member 18B (gene KIF18B). NCBI's taxonomy places the organism in Eukaryota, Metazoa, Chordata, Testudines, Emydidae. The record is from RefSeq and is a predicted model, not a curated record. Gene Ontology annotation, molecular function: microtubule binding; ATP binding; microtubule motor activity. Gene Ontology annotation, biological process: microtubule-based movement.